Messenger RNA from Harpegnathos saltator (Jerdon's jumping ant), 1205 nucleotides. RefSeq lists its product as uncharacterized. The record is from RefSeq and is a predicted model, not a curated record. The coding region runs from base 600 to 1112 and encodes 170 amino acids. The transcript has 2 exons. NCBI's taxonomy places the organism in Eukaryota, Metazoa, Arthropoda, Insecta, Hymenoptera, Formicidae.
CAAAUAGUGACACGGAACAAUACCUCGUGAACGGUCCAUCAUAACAGAUUCACUCUUCGCAGCAUCAUUCAAACCGCAACGUUCGUAACAUCCACAUCAUCAAGCCGUGCAUCAUGAAUCAUAAAAGUUCCACUAGUGCUAUCAUCGCUCUGCCCGAAGUGGACAAUUUGGAACCCAACAAAAACCAAUGGGAGAAUUAUCAUUGCGCCGUGGAGCAUCGAAUUAUAGAGGACCGCCUGGACAUUAGGAUUUCAUAUGCCGCAAAAUUGGAUCUGUUUGCACCAUUGUUAAUAGAGCAAGAAAUCUCCCAUUGACUGACUGUCUUCAUCAGCUCAUCAGGGGGGUAUUAUCGGACGGUGAAAGACUGUCCCUUCCAAGUAGUGCACUACGUUCGGAAAUCAUAUUAUACGUCGGACAUUGUGACACAUAUGAUUAGUGUGUUUGUGCUAAACAAUUUACAUAUAUUAAUAACAAAGUGCCACGGACAUAUAUUAAAAUGUGUCUCUCUUGAAUAAUGCGUUAACAACGAGCGUGCAUCACCGACAAGACGGUGCUGCUCAUUAUACGAGGGUAGUAAUUGUGACCACGGAUCAUAUGUGAUGAACUAUUGCCCUCAACAGAGGCCCUGUGAUUUGUGCAUACUAGAAUUGGAAUCGUUUGAUUUAAAUUAUAAUUUCGUCACCGAUAGCACUGAAAUAGUGAAUUCUCGAAGGACAACACAACAGCGGGUGCUAGAAAUGUGCUGGCUCUCUCAUCACGACGUCAAGGAAGUUGCUGCUGUCAAGAAUGAUGCCCCCGUCGAGAUUGCAGUAGGGAAAGAGCCGAGCAUCGACAACGACAUAAAUAUAAUUCAAUCUCUCAUUUACGAGCGUAUAACCAGGCCGCGCCGCCGUGGACGCCCCGCCACCGCUGCCGCCGCCGCGGCCGCCGCCGCGGCCACCGCCUACGCCCCGUUACCAUCGACGUCCCAGCGCCGCCGCCGCCGCGGACGCCCCUCCGUCGCGGACGCCGCCGCUGCCGCUGCUGCUACUGAUGCUGCUACUCAUGCUGCUACUGACGCUGCUGCUCUUGUUGCUACUAAUACUGCUGCUCUUUCAUGCAAGUUCUGCUAGUGAAUAAAAAAAAGAAAUAUAUCUCUGGUUAUAUAACAUGCUCAGCAAACACGGAUAUAUAACUGUAAUAUUAUCUUAAUAAAAUGAAAUGUA